GUCCGAUGUUACCCCCAGUCGGGCCGCGCCCCCAACGCAUUCAAAACUGCAUCACAUCAUUCAAUCCCAAGCAGCUCUAAAACAACCAAAAGAACUUCAGUCAAAACGUAUCAGCGAUUCAAGGCUCAAGCCAAAUCAUAACCUAAUAAAAGCCCAAUCCACAAUGGCCGAUACCUCCACCAUCGCCGGCGGGGACAUCCCGCCCGCAUCACAAACACAAGCCGAAGUCCAAACCCAAACAACAGAAUCAUCAAGCGACUCACAACAACCCUCAAUUUCCCCCGAAAAAGAGACCCUCCCCUUCGCUCCUUCCCUCUCAACAUCUAUCCUCCUACCCCUCACCCCCACCACCUCCUCCACCCUCGCGCUCGCCCACGUCCAACGCGUGUGGGACUCCAUCCGACCCAACUCCGCCAUCUACAACCUUCUCCUAUCCGACAUCGUCCUCGUAGCCGCCGUCGCCCACCCCACUGGCCGGAUCCUCGCCCACUUGACUUUGAAACCAAUCCACCUCAACAGCAAGCGCAUCCUGCACGGUGCCGUCAGCGGGACGUUGUGCGAUUGGGCGGGUGGGAUGGCUAUUGCUGCCAGCAUUGCCGGCGAUGAACUCAAAGUGGGGGAAGGGGAGCAGGACAGACAGAUGACGACGGGCGUGAGCACAGAUAUGCAUUUGAGUUACUGUUCGACGGCUAGGGAGGGAGAUACGUUGGAGGUGGAGGCGUGGGUUAGUAGGCGCGGGAGGAAGUUGGGGUUUACGGGUUUUGAGAUUAGGAAGAGGGUGGAUGGGUGGGAGAAGGGGGAGAAGGGGGAGGUGGUUGUGGUGGGAAGUCAUACCAAGUAUUUGCCAUUUGGACAGAAGCCAAGAGAGGCAAAGGAGUGAGAAAUCGAGGCAGAAAAAGACGAGGGGGGCGAUAGGUGAGAGGGGAUGUGGUUGUGGAAGGCUUAUUAUAGGUGGGAUAUGGGUGAGUCUCUCCAGAAAGACAGCAUGGGAAUCAAACUUGAGAUACCAGUUGCAGUUUUAGGUCUGGUCGAAGUCUACGUGGCAGGCCUUCAUGCUAUCGGCUGGCAUCGGCGAGGGACAAUACGUGAUACCCAGAGGCAGAAGCCGGAUCAAUCCACAUUUCUCCUCCUGCGGCCAGUCGACUCCCACUUCCAAGGUGAUAUCUUUGGACCGGCAUUCGAUCUUCCUGGUAUCUUGCAGGCUGUUAAGUCCGACGUUCUGGCAUGCCAGCGAGCCGCUUUCCCCUUGGAUGCACGGGUCCAGUUACCGCCCUGGAUUUGACAUCAGCCGGCGGGGCUUUAUGAUAUCCGGACGGUACGGCCAAAAAUUGCAAUUGUGGGUUUUUGGGGACUUCUGUACCGAUGCAUAGUUAUGACAAUGCGCGUCAAGGGGGGAGGGAGAGCUUUGGCAGAGAAGCAUGGCUGUGGACCGUUUCUACGCUGGCAAGGGCAUGGUUUCAAUGGAUUCCUUGGAUUCAUUACGAUGCUCUGGGAAUCUUUCUGAGCUCGCAAUAUUCUAACACCGUUGGGUAUCGGAACAGGCCGCGAUAGUGCGGCGACAAUCAAGCGUCCUUCGCCGUUGCUGUGCCAACUCACGCCUGGAGGUCCACAAAAGGAGUCCUGUUUUCCAAGAGAAUGGCCAUCUUGUGCGCUUUGUAUUCGGUAGGGACUCUCUCUUAUUCGAAAUACUGCUGAAAGCGCGCUGCAUUAUGAACCGACAGCGUGAUUGAUGUUCAGAGGACGGCGCUCCAUCGGGAAAGAGGAAAAGAAGGGGGACACCGUUGUUGGUUGUUGGAGAAAACAGGGCGGGACAGGCUCAAUCAACAAAGAGACCAAAAACAAAAUGGAGGGCCAGAAAUUUGGCAAAAUAAAUGGGACCUGGGAGGCUCGAACUCCCGACCUCAGGAUUACUCUGAUUUUUGAACCAGAUCAUACAGGGGUAUGAGACCUGCGCGCUAGCCAACUGCGCCAAGGUCCCUUGGGUUGUGAUUUUUUGAGUGGGAUUUGGUAUUCAUAGAAUCAUAAUACAGCUUUGGUCAAGGGAAACUUCUCUUCGCAA
This is a messenger RNA of Neurospora crassa OR74A, 2059 nucleotides long. RefSeq names its product thioesterase. NCBI's taxonomy places the organism in Eukaryota, Fungi, Ascomycota, Sordariomycetes, Sordariales, Sordariaceae. Bases 164 to 880 code for a protein of 238 amino acids. The transcript has a single exon. The record is from RefSeq and is a predicted model, not a curated record. Gene Ontology annotation, molecular function: fatty acyl-CoA hydrolase activity.